Molecule: messenger RNA, 5137 nt
Organism: Antechinus flavipes (yellow-footed antechinus)
Lineage: Eukaryota; Metazoa; Chordata; Mammalia; Dasyuromorphia; Dasyuridae
Gene: HLTF
Product: helicase like transcription factor
Exons: 26
Coding region: 69-3122 (1017 amino acids)
Molecular function (GO): ATP binding; ATP-dependent chromatin remodeler activity; hydrolase activity, acting on acid anhydrides, in phosphorus-containing anhydrides
Source: RefSeq, a predicted model, not a curated record
AGAAGCGAGGCGGGCCGGGGGGGCCUGAGAGCGGCGGGGUCUCGGACCCCGCCUUCGUGCCCAGCGCCAUGUCCUGGAUGUUCAGGAGGACGGACGCGCCCCAGGUGUUCUUUAAAGUAGAUCCUCUUUGGAAAUAUUUGCAGUCUUUCCAAUAUGGAGUCCAUGGAACUUUUUCACACUGCACCUAUCCCAAUUUAUUUUCUCCUUUUGAUCCUGAAGACAUUGUCCCUCCAGAUGACUUUAUAGCUGGUGAUGAAGAUCUAGAUUCAGUUUUAUUUGGAACUUUAAGAGGUCAUGUGGUUGGAUUACGAUAUUACACAGGAGUGGUUAAUAAUAAUGAAAUGGUGGCACUUCAGAGAGAGCCUAAUAACCCAUAUGACAAAAAUGCAGUGAAAGUAAAUAAUGUCAAUGGAAAUCAGGUGGGUCACAUAAAGAAAGAACUUGCAGCCCCUCUGGCCUACAUCAUGGACAACAAACUGGCCCAAGUGGAAGGGGUGGUCCAUUAUGGAACAAGCAAUGCUUUUACUAUGCCUGUUCAGAUGAGUUUUUGGGGGAAAGAAGAAAAUAGAAAAGCAGUGUUAGAUCAGUUGAAGAAACAUGGAUUUAAAUUGGGGCCUCCACCAAAAAGUUCAGGAUUUAAUUUUGGUAGUAGUUGGAGUUCUGAAAGAGCUGGACCAAGUUAUAGUGUACCUAUUCAUGCCGCUGUGCAAAUGACAACUGAACAGCUCAAAACAGAAUUUGACAAAUUGUUUGAAGAUUUAAAAGAAGAUGAUAAAACUCGUGAAAUGGAACCAGCUGAGGCUAUUGAAACACCUUUACUUCCACACCAGAAACAAGCAUUGGCUUGGAUGAUUUCACGUGAAAACAGCAAAGAACUACCUCCAUUUUGGGAACAAAGAAAUAACUCCUACUAUAACACAAUUACCAAUUUUUCUGAAAAGGAACCACCAGAGAAUGUUCUUGGAGGAAUUUUAGCUGAUGAUAUGGGUUUGGGUAAAACUCUUGCAGCCAUUGCAGUGAUCCUAACCAACUUCUAUGAUGGCAAGCCUCUUCCUGUUGAAAAAACUAAUGAAUUGAAGGAGGAACAUAUUAUUGAUAAAUCUGCAAAACAUGGAGAAAAUGAUGACAAUGAACAAGUGAAGGAACUGUGUAAAGUAGAAGAAUGUACUGCUAGUGAAGAGCCCAGUGUUUCAAACAUCAAGGAGAAAAGUAAAGAUUCCAAGUCAGAAUUUACAAGUACUCGUCCCAAAAGAAGAAAAGCCACUGUUAAGUAUACUGAAAGCAGUGACUCAGAAGAGAUGGAAUUAAAUGAAUUGCCACAUAAAAUAAAAGCCAGACCUAGACAGGAACAGCCAGUGACUAAAGGCAGAAUUAAAAGAUCUUCUAAGGUUAAAGAAGAUGCAGACUUUGCAUGUGCACUUGAGCCAUCUGCCCCUCUGCUAAAAAAGAAAGCCAUGAAAAAAGGAGCUACUACCCUAGUACAUUGCUCUAAGAAAAUUGACACUGAAGAGAAACCAAGAGCAACAUUGAUCAUCUGUCCUCUUUCUGUUUUAAGCAAUUGGAUUGAUCAGUUUGGACAGCAUAUAAAAUCAGAUGUGCACUUAAAUUUGUAUGUUUACUAUGGUCCUGAUCGCAGCAAAGACCCUGCUUUGCUUUCAAAACAAGAUAUUGUAUUGACUACAUAUAAUAUUUUAACUUAUGAUUAUGGAAGCAGAGGGGACAGUCCAUUACACAAAAUAAGGUGGCUGAGAGUAAUUCUGGAUGAAGGCCAUACUAUCCGGAAUCCAAAUGCUCAGCAAACAAAAGCUGCAUUAGAUCUAGAUGCUGAAAGAAGAUGGGUGCUGACGGGUACUCCAAUCCAGAAUUCAUUAAAGGACUUGUGGUCACUGCUUUCCUUUUUAAAACUGAAGCCAUUUACUGAUAGAGAAUGGUGGCACCGAACAAUUCAGCGUCCUGUGACGAUGGGGGACGAGGGGGGACUUCGGCGUUUACAGUCCUUAAUUAAAAAUAUUACCCUCAGAAGGACAAAAACAAGCAAAAUUAAAGGCAAACCUGUUUUGGAAUUACCAGAGCGUAAAGUAUUUAUUCAACACAUUACACUUACUGACGAAGAGAGACAGAUUUACCAGUCUGUAAAAAAUGAAGGCCGAGCCGCAAUUGGCAGGUAUUUUAACGAAGGCACUGUGCUUGCACACUAUGCAGAUGUCUUGGGCCUUUUGCUCAGAUUGAGACAAUUAUGUUGUCAUCCUCAUCUCUUUACAAAUACAACAUCUUCCAGUGGUCCCUCAGGAGAUGAUACACCUGAAGAACUACGAAAGAAGUUGAUUAGCAAGAUGAAGUUAAUUCUGAGCUCUGGCUCAGAUGAAGAGUGUGCAAUUUGCUUGGAUUCUUUAAAUAUUCCUGUGAUAACUCAUUGUGCACAUGUGUUUUGUAAACCAUGCAUUUGUCAAGUAAUUCAGAAUGAGCAGCCAAAUGCCAAAUGCCCCUUAUGUAGAAAUGACUUACGAGCAGAAAAUUUGGUAGAGUGUCCUCCAGAAGAAUUGAACUGUAGUACUGAGAAAAAGACUGAUCUGGAAUGGAUGUCCAGUUCAAAGAUCAAUGCUCUAAUGCAUGCUUUGAUUGACUUAAGAAAGAAGAACCCCCAAAUCAAAAGUUUAGUUGUUUCUCAAUUCACAACUUUCCUGUCUUUAUUAGAAACACCACUUAAAGCAUCUGGGUUUGUAUUUACUCGUUUGGAUGGCUCCAUGGCCCAGAAGAAGAGAGUUGAGUCAAUACAGUGUUUUCAGAAAACUGAAGCAGGAUCUCCUACAAUAAUGCUUCUUUCUCUAAAAGCUGGUGGAGUUGGUUUGAAUCUCUGUGCAGCCUCUCGAGUAUUUUUAAUGGAUCCAGCCUGGAAUCCUGCUGCUGAAGAUCAGUGUUUUGACAGAUGUCACAGACUUGGCCAGAAGCAGGAAGUAGUCAUCACAAAGUUCAUUGUGAAGGACUCUGUGGAAGAAAAUAUGCUGAAAAUACAGAACAAAAAGAGGGAACUUGCUGCAGGAGCCUUUGGAACCAAAAAGCCUAAUGCCAGUGAGAUGAAGCAAGCCAAAAUUAAUGAGAUCAGAACUUUAAUUGAUUUGUAAUGUGUAUGGUUUUAGGCCAGGUGAGUUCAGCUGGUCAAAUACAGAUUUACAAAAUCUUUGGAAGAGGUAAUUUGGAGUCUGCGAUUUGUGUCUUUUUAAAACAGGUACCAAACAUCUUUAUUAGUGACAAGAUAAUUGACAGGUUAUCUCUUCUGAAUCUGAACUUGUUCUUAAUGAUAGUUCAAAUAGCAAUAAUACUGCUGUGUACAGUAACUAAAAUAAUUUUAUGAGAGAGAAUUACUUUAGUAUUCUACUUUCAUAAUACCAGUCCUAAGUAUUCUUAAACUAAUUCCCACCAGGUACACAACACAGCCUUUUCACUUUUGACUAUGUCAGGCUUUUUACACUUUAUGAGCAAACAAGUUGUUUUCUUGUUGAUCUCUUACGGUUGUUCACUCAUCUCCUCUUCAUACUUUUAUGAUGAAAUAGAUAAAUACUUUCCCUAAAUUUAAUUCUCAAGAUGAUAAGUACACAGAAUGUGUAGUGAAUUAAUUCAUUGGAACUUUAUUCUGAUAUAAUCCUUGCAUCUAGAACCAAAUUAUAUCAAAGGCCAAAGCCUUGGAUGAACAACUUAAUUUUAUGUAGCUAAAAAUUUUUUUUUUAGAAACUGUGUUAUAGCAGUACAUUCCCCAUUAUAGUCAGGUAGCACUGUAUAAAGUGUUUUAAAAAACCUAUCUUGGUACUUAGGUCAUACAGGGAAAAAAAUCAUUCCACCUUAUUUGAUUUGACAAUUUAAAUUAUGGAAAUGCUAAAAAUAGACAUUUCUGUAAGUAGUUUUCACUCAUGAAGCUUUUUUGAAAAAUAACUUUGUAAACUUUUAUAAUUCCAAAGUCUGCUUGAUGUAAAAUUGCAAUCUGGGUGGAUGGUUGAAUUAGAUAACAUAUAAGAUCCAUUCAUCUUUAAGGUUCUGUGAUUCUAUUACAUCUUGGUCCUUAUUCAUAAAAAUCUCUUCUGCAUGUUCUUAUUAUCAAAAUAUUUGAAACUUUUAAGAAUUCAUUCUUAUAUGCCCAUAGAAAUGCAGUCAGUGCUAUUUUAAAAUAUAUAUAUGUAUAUGUAUAUAUGUAUAUAUACAUAUACAUAUAUAUAAUUCAGUGAUCAGGUUUAGAUAGUAUUUCAUAUGGAAAUAGUUUAAUGACUGUACUUUUUUUUUUUUUUUUUUUUUUUUUUUUAAUGAGAAGAUGCGUUAAUAACCGUGAUGAGUGGAGAUUCAUUUUUGGUACAAAUGUAAAAGCACCUUAGAUUUUGCUUAGAGUAUAUGAUGUCACCUGAAUGAAAAGCAAGGAAGAUUACAUGCAGUUUAAAGUUGUGGCAUAUAUGUUUCACGUUUAGGAAUACAUCUUCCCUAAAGCCUAAAUUUAGAUUUGACUCACGUCAGGUAUCCUGGCAGCUAAGCUUGCAUUAUUCUCCGCAGUUUCUUCUACCAUUGUUAACAGUAAUUGAUCCACAUCACAUACAACUAGGGAGCUUGGUAGCAUCUCUUCCUGAGUUGGAGAAGGGAAUUGAGAGCUGUUUCUACUAACCUUCAGGAGCUGCUUAAGGGGCAGACAGGGGAAAAGCUACUGAUCUUUGGCAAUGUAAGCUUGGGGGAUAGGGGAGUGAGGAACAGAUUUGAAUCUAAAUUUUCCUACAAAACACAAAAUCGGGUUACUUUCACAACUCAUUCUCCUUUUGAGUUUCUGUAAAGUUAAGAACUCCCUUAUCUUCUUUACCAAACAUUUACUGAGUUUCUUUUCCCUAAUUUCCAAUAUUUAUUUUGGUGAAUUCUUUCAAAAGUACAAAUAUUUCCUUAAUGUAUUGUUAAAGAAAAUAUGCAAACUACUUUGAAAUUUGGGGAUGGAUACUGGAAUUUUAACUUAAGUUAGUGCUAUGUUAUGAGCCAGUUUGAGUUUCUACGAUACAGAAGAAGCUCCCUGUGAACAGUUUUGUUGUAAAAGGUAGAUGCUAUGCCCUAUGCAUUUGUAGUUUGGAUUGGAUUUCUGUGUUACAUUUAAAAUCAAUAAAAAUGUUAGAAUUGA